Molecule: messenger RNA, 375 nt
Organism: Haliotis rubra (blacklip abalone)
Lineage: Eukaryota; Metazoa; Mollusca; Gastropoda; Lepetellida; Haliotidae
Product: membrane-spanning 4-domains subfamily A member 18-like
Exons: 1
Coding region: 1-375 (124 amino acids)
Source: RefSeq, a predicted model, not a curated record
AUGGAGCCACCUGAGUUUACCAAGGACCCCAGUAACUCAACAAUGGAACCACCUGAGUUUACCAUGGACCCCAGUAACUCAACAAUGGAACCACCUGAGUUUACCAUGGACCCCAGUAACUCAACAAUGGAACCACCUGAGUUUACCAUGGACCCCAGUAACUUGACAAUGGAACCACCUGAGUUUACCAUGGACCCCAGUAACUCAACAAUGGAACCACCUGAGUUUACCAUGGACCCCAGUAACUCAACAAUGGAACCACCUGAGUUUACCAUGGACCCCAGUAACACAACAAUGGAACCACCUGAGUUUACCAUGGACCCCAGUAACACAACAAUGGAACCACCUGAGUUUACCAUGGACCCCAGUAACUGA